This is a messenger RNA of Heterobasidion irregulare TC 32-1, 591 nucleotides long. RefSeq lists its product as uncharacterized. Bases 1 to 591 code for a protein of 196 amino acids. Gene Ontology annotation, molecular function: protein binding. NCBI's taxonomy places the organism in Eukaryota, Fungi, Basidiomycota, Agaricomycetes, Russulales, Bondarzewiaceae. The transcript has 3 exons. The record is from RefSeq and is a predicted model, not a curated record.
AUGCCGCCCGUCCACCCGGAUAUUCAUGUCAAUCCCUCUCCGUCCUAUAUGCUCGGCGUAGGACAAGGGACUGAAUAUCAGAAUAUGGCUCUUGGUUAUGAACGCCAGGGCGAUUUUGCCCGUGCUGAGGCCAUGUACCUCCAAGCUAUCCAGAUCAAAGAGACUCAUCUUGGCUUAAAUCAUCCAUCCCUUGCCAUAACUUUAAACUCCCUUGGAGAGCUUUAUUAUCGCAAUUUGAACCGACCAGAUGACGCUGAGCGGGUACUCAGUCGUGCGCUGCAGAUUCGUAGAGAGAUUGAACCUGCUUUCGACGCGGCAGUCACUCGAGAGAAUCUUGGCGCGGUAUAUGAGAUGAAAGGUAACUUGGAGGCAGCAAGGGAGAUGCGUCAACGCGGUCGCCCUCAUCAGGUUGCUUGUGGCAAUUAUGAUUGCACUGGUUCGAUGUACAAUUAUACAAAGAGAGAACUCGCCAAGUGUAGCCAGUGUAAGGUGGAGAUAUGGUUGGCAUCAACACCGUUGUGCUCAUGGUCUGCGACGCAGGCUGCCGACUGGAAAGCUCGUCACAGAAAUUACUGCAAACCUAUGCCCUAG